This is a messenger RNA of Drosophila biarmipes, 1528 nucleotides long. It is a transcript of the gene pch2, whose product is annotated as pachytene checkpoint protein 2 homolog. Lineage: Eukaryota; Metazoa; Arthropoda; Insecta; Diptera; Drosophilidae. Gene Ontology annotation, biological process: meiotic recombination checkpoint signaling; reciprocal meiotic recombination. Gene Ontology annotation, molecular function: ATP hydrolysis activity; ATP binding. The transcript has 3 exons. The record is from RefSeq and is a predicted model, not a curated record. Bases 91 to 1362 code for a protein of 423 amino acids. Gene Ontology annotation, cellular component: chromosome; nucleus.
UGCCUCAUCCAAUUUGGCCACACUGCUCCGCGUCACUUUGUUUAUAAUUUCUUUGUUCCCGCGAUUUUUCAAAGCUUCUUUACGUGCAAAAUGAGUUUUUUGAGCAACAGCGGCACGGUUCAUGUGGAAGUUCGCGUGAAAAACGAUUUUCGCAUUAGUGAAAUUCGCAAUGGUCUAGAGCGAGCUUUGCUGGUUUAUUUUCAGUCGGCUAUCAAUUUGCCCAGAAAUUUGGCCUAUUUGCCUGACAUUUUUGCAGAUCAGCGUCAAUACUUGGAGAGCGUGCUUCUGGAGCGCGACAACGGCAACGGCGAAGCAUGGCAGGACACCGAGGAUACCAAGUACCGCUUCCAUUUCUAUAUAACCCAGCGGGUGGAGCCAACUGGUGGACUCUUCCCAGCAGGGGGCAGUGGAGAUGCGGAUGACAUUGAUAGCGUCGUGGCGGCCAAUCAUGUCCUUCUUCCCGCCGUUCAGUUUGUGGGCCUGUGGGAGAACCUCAUCUACGAGACCGGUCUGAAGGAGAAGCUCCUGAAGUUUGCUCUGUCGGCACUCACGUUCUCGCAGCACCGCGUGGACAUGAAUGUGAUCGCCUGCAACCGACUGUUAUUGCUCCAUGGACCACCGGGAACGGGAAAGACGAGCCUGUGCAAGGCCUUGGCCCAGAAGUUGGCCAUUCGGACCCAAGGAAGCUAUGCUUACACCCACCUGGUGGAGAUCAACAGCCACAGCCUGUUCUCCAAGUGGUUCUCGGAGAGUGGCAAACUGGUGGCGCGUUUGUUCUCGAAGAUCUCGGAGCUGGUGGCAGAUCGCAACAAUCUGGUCUGCGUACUGAUCGACGAGGUGGAGUCGCUGGCCUACGCCAGGAGUGCCAUGUCUAGCAACGAACCCAGAGAUGCCAUGCGUGUGGUAAACGCGGUGCUGACCCAGCUGGAUGACAUCAAGGCCUGUCCCAACGUACUCAUCUUGGCCACCUCCAAUCUGGCUCAGAGCAUUGACUUGGCUUUCCUGGAUCGCGCCGACAUGCGGCUGUUUAUCGGCUAUCCUGGAAUGCCCGCCAUUCGAGCCAUAUACAAGGGCAUGCUGGCCGAGCUUAUGACAGCAGGAGUUCUGCAGCGCGAGGCUCUGGAGGCGGAGGAUGCAGAGGAGGGUCUACUGACUCAAUUGGCUGAGCGGAGCAUUGGACUGAGCGGCCGUACGCUGCGUAAGCUGCCCCUUUUGGCCCAUGCCCAGUACACCAGCAGCGACCUCUUCGAGCUGAACCAAAAGAUCAGCCUGUCGGAUUUCCUGGACGCCAUGCUGGAGGCCUUGGAGCAGCAUUUGACCGAGCAGCGCCUGCUGAAAAUCGAGUCCCUGGAGGAGCUAUAAAGCAGCAGCAGAGUUCAGACGAAAAAAUGCAUUUACUACACCUAUUCUAAGUCCAUCAAAUGCGAUACUUUGUAAACUUCAAUUUGCUGCCAUGAAAAACAAUUCGAAGCAGAGGCACGGGUCCCAAUCCCUAUUCUGUUUGCUGCCUCGUUUCAUUUGCACACGA